This is a messenger RNA of Microtus oregoni (creeping vole), 722 nucleotides long. RefSeq names its product proteasome subunit beta type-5-like. NCBI's taxonomy places the organism in Eukaryota, Metazoa, Chordata, Mammalia, Rodentia, Cricetidae. The record is from RefSeq and is a predicted model, not a curated record. The transcript has 3 exons. Gene Ontology annotation, cellular component: proteasome core complex. Gene Ontology annotation, molecular function: threonine-type endopeptidase activity. Bases 1 to 690 code for a protein of 229 amino acids.
AUGUCAUGGGGACACCAUCCAGAAAGUGUUCAGGUCCAGGGCAAGAGAGAAGUGGCUGACCCGAAGGUGUCCACGGGCAUCGCCAUGAAAGAUCAACGCCCUCGAGUGGAGCGGGCUUGUCGUCUCAACCAGGCUCGGCAGCUGUCCAUAAAUGGCACUCCAUGGGAGAAAACUACCGCAGAUAAUGGGAGCGGAAAACCCAAGCUGGCAAAAAUAUGCUUGCAUGGAGUCGGUUUCCGGGGUGGAGUUUGGUUCUUUGGGUUACUCGUUAAGUUUUUAAUCCAAGAUAAAAACAAGCUCACUGCCGCGGCCUCCAAGCUUCUUGCCAACAUGGUGUAUCAGUACAAGGGCAUGGGGCUGUCCAUGGGCACCAUGAUCUGUGGCUGGGACAAGAGAGGCCCCGGCCUCUACUAUGUAGACAGUGAGGGGAACCGGAUCUCUGGAACUGCCUUCUCAGUGGGUUCUGGCUCCGUGUAUGCUUAUGGGGUCAUGGAUCGAGGCUACUCCUAUGACCUACAAGUGGAGGAUGCUUAUGAUCUGGCCCGCCGAGCCAUCUACCAAGCCACCUACAGAGAUGCCUACUCUGGAGGUUCAGUCAACCUCUACCACGUGCGGGAGGAUGGCUGGAUCCAUGUGUCCAGUGACAAUGUCGCUGACUUACACGACAAGUAUAAUGAGGCUGUCCUCUGAAGGAAAGCGGAUGUGGUUGUCUGCACCUGUUU